UUAAGUAUGUUGCCAAAGUUCAAUUUCAAGUUUUUUGGUGGAAAUGCUAGUGAAGAACCAGCUAAUCCUGUUCAAACAACCGAACAAGAACGCGUAGAAGUUAAUGCUAACAAUGUAGUUGUUUCUGAAGAAGAAACUACGGAGCAAAAUUCUGAAGAAGAAUUUGUAGAAGUUAAUUCUGGAGAUGUAGUCAGCUAUGCAGAUGAAGCAAUGGAACAAGCACCUUCUAAAAGUGGUAUAGUUUCCUAUGCACUACUUGCUGCAAAAGGUGGAACUCAAGCUUUAUAUGCAACAGCAUUAGUUAUGGGAUAUACCCUGAAAGGUAUUUCAUAUUUUAUAGCUGGUGCAUCUCAUGUCCCAUAUGAAAUGUCAAAGCUGAUAGAAACGCACAAAGAUCAACAAAAAACUACUGUAGAAGGAUUUGAAAAUACUACAAAACAUACAGUUCUUGUUUAUGCGGGUGGAUUCUUCUAUGGUACAUCUGGUGCCAUGUAUGGUUUAUCAUACAUACCAUACUGUGCUGGAGCAGUACUAUUACAAGUAGCUUAUGCUUCAGAUAGCGCAAAUAAAUAUUUAUCCCCUGAAAAAAUAGAGGAAAUUUGUGCUUAUACAAAUUCAUUGUUGCAGAGCAAACCUGGUAGCUUAGAAGAAAUUAAUGUGAACAGUGCUGCACCAACAGCAACACUGGCUGCUUAAUUAAAUAGGCUCAGUGCAUGU
Messenger RNA from Cinara cedri, 717 nucleotides. NCBI's taxonomy places the organism in Eukaryota, Metazoa, Arthropoda, Insecta, Hemiptera, Aphididae. The record is from the annotation of a GenBank genome assembly.